AUGGCGAUUGAUGAAAAGACCAGACUUUUGGAUGCCAUUUCAAUCAAUGAAGAUGAUGGACCAAACUCAACUCCAAAGAUAGUGAAGCGUAAACCAAGAAACGACGAUGGAAUCAGUAGCAAGCUGUUGGUAUUCCUCGGUUUGAAGGAGAAGAAAAAGGCAGAGAAAGAUCCAAACAAGGAGAGAGAAUUCAACAUCAAGUUCCGUGAUCUCUCCAUGAUGAACAAACAAGAUAUUCUCAUAAAGACAGCAACACCCGAGCAAGGUUUGACAGAGGCUGAAGCAAAGCGUCGUCUCACCGAGUACGGUUUGAACGCAAUCAAGACUGUCAAGCCAACACCAUGGUACAAGCUGCUCUUCACUGCGUUGACACAUCCUUUCAACAUUGUAUUGACUGUUAUUGCCGUUGUCUCUGCUGCCACCCAAGACUAUGCAACAUGUACCGUCGUUAUGCUUAUGGUUCUCUUGUCUGCCGGUCUUCGUUUCUACGAGGAGCACAAAUCCAGCAAGGCUUUCACCCAUUUGAAAUCGCUGAUCAAGACCACCGUCACAGUGCGUCGUCGUAACAGCGACACCGACGCCGUUGGAACCGACAAGCUUAUCGACAUUGAGGAGGUCGUUCCAGGUGACGUCGUCCCCUUGAAAGCAGGAGACGUCUUCCCAGGAGACGUCCGUAUUCUCGAAUCCAACAGUCUUUUCGUAUCGCAAUCUUCACUGACCGGUGAGUUCUUGCCAGUCGAGAAGUCAGCACACCACUCUGUCGUACAAACCUCAAUUUUCGAUACUCCCAACAUCUGUUUGAUGUCAACCAACAUCGUAUCCGGUAGUGGUACAGGUUUAGUAUUUGAAACUGGAGUUAGGACAUACAUCUCAUCGAUUUCAGAGAUUCUCACCAGCACCAAAACAACCAACUCCUUCGAUGUCGGAGUCAAGAAAGUCGCUUACCUUCUUAUGUGUUUCUGUUUAACAAUGGUACCAAUUGUAAUUAUUAUCAAUGGUUUAACAACUCGUGAUUGGGUUGAUUCUGCCAUGUUUGGUUUAACUGUUGCUGUAGGUAUUACACCAGAAAUGUUACCAAUGAUUCUCAAUGCAAAUUUAGCAAAGGGUGCAGAUGAUAUGUCAAAGAAAAAAACUAUCGUUAAACAACUCAGUUCAAUUCAAAAUAUGGGUGCAAUGGAUGUUUUAUGUUCAGAUAAAACAGGUACUUUGACAGAGGAUGAAGUACAAUUAUCAGCUCAUAUUGGUCCAGACAAGCAAGACUCUGAAGAUGUUUUGAAGUUUUCAUUCUUGAACUCCAACUUCCAGAAGGGUUUGAAGAAUGUGUUGGAUGUCUCCAUUAUCGAUUAUUACAAUGAAAAGUUUGCAAAUGGUUCCACCCCACCAGUCUCCACUGAAUACAAAUUGCGUGAGGAGUUCCCAUUCGAUUUCACACGUCGUCGUGUCUCUGUUAUCUUGGAGAAGGAAGACGACCAAUUGUUGACACUCGUCUGCAAGGGUGCCGUUGAGGAAGUUCUCAGCUGUUGCACUCAUGUCACCAACAAAAACUUGGGUAAGAUCGAGUUGACCGAAGCACUCCACAAGAGUCUCUUGCAAAUCUCUAACGAUCUCAACGUCGAUGGUUUGCGUGUACUCAGUGUUGCCACCAAGCCAAUGAAUACCGAGCCAGGUCACGUCUAUGAUGUCAAGACCGACGAGAAGGGAAUGACUUUCUUGGGAUUCCUUGCUUUCAUCGAUCCACCCAAGUCUGACUGUGCCGACGCCAUCACUCAUCUCCGUAACAACAACGUCCAAGUAAAGGUAUUGACCGGUGACAAUCUUGCAGUCGCCAAGAAGAUCUGUCGUGACGUAGGUAUCGAUGUCACCAAAAUUAUCUCUGGUCCAGAGUUGGAGGAUGCCACCGACGAGGAAUUCGAUAAGAUCGUCGAGGAGUGCACUCUCUUUGCCAAGUUGACACCCAUCCAGAAAUACAAUGUCGUUCGUGCUCUCAAGAGACACAAGCAUACCGUUGGUUUCCUCGGAGACGGUAUCAAUGAUGCUCUUGCUUUGCGUGAAGCAGAUAUCGGUAUCAGUGUCGACACUGCCACCAACAUUGCCAAGGACGCAUCCGAUAUUAUUUUGCUCGAAAAAUCAUUGAAUGUCAUCAACACUGCCAUUAGAACCGGUCGUAUCACUCACGCCAACACCAUCAAGUACAUCAAGAUGGCUGCCUCCUCCAAUUUCGGUAAUGUUUUCUCCAUGUUGAUCGCCUCUGCAUGGCUUCCAUUCAUCCCGAUGCAACCACUUCAACUUUUGACUCAGAAUCUUUUGUACGAUUUCUCACAGAUCGCCAUUCCUUGGGACAAUGUCGACGAAGAGUUCCUCGAGAUUCCACAUCCAUGGUCCGUUAAAUCACUCUUUAAGUUCAUGGUGUUCCUCGGUCCAAUUUCCUCGAUUUUCGACGUUUCUACUUUCUCAUACAUGUGGUGGUAUCUCGGUUGGGACAACAGCUCCCCUGACAUCGCCAAAAAGUUCCAAACCGGUUGGUUCGUUGAAGGUCUCAUUACACAAGUUUUCAUCGUACACAUGAUUCGUACACAAAAGAUUCCUUUCAUUCAGCGUUGGGGUUCAUGGCAACUCACACUCAAUACUUUGUGGGUCGCUUGUCUCGGUGUCGCCAUUCCUUACAUUCCAAAAUUCGGUACUUUCCUCGGACUCGUCGAAUUGCCACCAAUGUACUAUCCAGGUUUGGCCGCUUCUUUCUUUGGUUACUUCUUCUUGACUCAGAUCAUCAAGAAGAUCUACAUUGCAAUCUUCAAAGAAUGGUUAUAA
This is a messenger RNA of Heterostelium album PN500, 2808 nucleotides long. RefSeq lists its product as uncharacterized. The coding region runs from base 1 to 2808 and encodes 935 amino acids. Gene Ontology annotation, cellular component: membrane. Lineage: Eukaryota; Evosea; Eumycetozoa; Acytosteliales; Acytosteliaceae. Gene Ontology annotation, biological process: magnesium ion transport; monoatomic ion transmembrane transport. The record is from RefSeq and is a predicted model, not a curated record. Gene Ontology annotation, molecular function: ATP binding; ATP hydrolysis activity; P-type magnesium transporter activity. The transcript has 3 exons.